AUGCGAGCAAGUUUAUUUAGCCCGGUGCUGGUAGUCGGUUCAUUUGCUGCAGCAAAAGAAGCCCCAUCAUCAACCACCCAUGCGCCGGCAUGUACUGCGACCGCGUCAUCCGGAACUGGCGGCGGUUUCUUCGAUCUGCGUCCCGACACAGCUCACGCUCCCGAAAAGGGGAAGCAGCACAAGACGGGCCUUGCGAAGGACUACCACUCCAGAGGAUAUGAUUACGGCAAGAACUUUACUCUCAACAUAUGCGCACCAGUCGUGGACCACGUAACAGAGGUGGUUGGAGUCUCCAAGAGCCAAUGGGCCAAUGUCAGCGCAUACUAUACGUCUCAUGGAAACGUCUAUUCUAUAGGCUCCGCAUCGAUGGACUUGAAGAGUCGUGGCCGCAAGCUGGUCUUGCAAUAUACCGGUGGCUCGCCGUGUGGUGCCUCCAAGUCGACCAGGCGUAGCCGGAGCCCUCCAUCGCACUCGACCAACGACAGGCGUGCGAACAAGGAGUCGUCUUUGACCAGGCAGCCUCACGAGGUGGAGACGUUGAAAGAAGACAAGGAGGCGAAGGAGGAGCCAUCGCGAAGAAAGUCGACGACGAUUUCCUUUCUUUGCGACCGAGACCCCACCAGCUCCCAAGCGAGCAUAUCAUUCGUUGGGGUCGACGAGGACGAAUGUUCGUACUUUUUCGAAGGCCGCUCCAGCCAUGCAUGUGCGCAAGCAGAACCACACAAACCAGGAAGUGUCGGCCCCGGCAGUGUGUUUGGCAUCAUCCUGGUGGUCGCGUUCCUCGUAUACGUGCUGGGCGGCGUCUUCUAUAAUCGAGCCGUCACCAACGCACGGGGAUGGCGACAGUUGCCGAAUUAUAGUUUGUGGGCAGGUAUUUGGUCUUUCUUGAGUGAUAUGUUCGUUAUUGCAUUCUCCUCAUGCGCAAGGUGUCUCCCUGGCCGACGAGGCUACAGUCAUCUCGGCUCGAGUUCUCGAAACCGAAACUCGGAUGCAGAAAACCGACUCAUUGACCAGUUGGAUGAGGAGUGGGACGACUGA
Molecule: messenger RNA, 1038 nt
Organism: Metarhizium album ARSEF 1941
Lineage: Eukaryota; Fungi; Ascomycota; Sordariomycetes; Hypocreales; Clavicipitaceae
Product: Mannose-6-phosphate receptor, binding protein
Exons: 3
Coding region: 1-1038 (345 amino acids)
Biological process (GO): vacuolar transport
Source: RefSeq, a predicted model, not a curated record